Molecule: messenger RNA, 1191 nt
Organism: Quercus robur (English oak)
Lineage: Eukaryota; Viridiplantae; Streptophyta; Magnoliopsida; Fagales; Fagaceae
Exons: 2
Coding region: 1-1191 (396 amino acids)
Source: RefSeq, a predicted model, not a curated record
AUGGUUGUUGGUGAGACUAAAGUUUGUGGUGAAAGAGCUAAUAGGAUCUCAGGAAGAAUAAAUCUAGAUAGGGCUAUUUUUGCGAAUUCCAUUGGCCUAUCUGGAGGGUUGUGGAUUCUCUGGGAUUCUGACCAAGUUGAAAUUUUGGAAGUAGCAUCCAUUGAGCAAGAAAUCCACGUGAUUGUUAAUUCCUCUUCAAGACCCCCCUGGCUCCUCUCAGCAAUUUAUGCCAGUCCUGGCUUUGCCAAAAGAUGGCUGCUGUGGGAGAAUCUGGAAUCUGUGGCAAACCUUUACUCAAUGCCAUGGGUUAUAGUAGGUGACUUCAAUGAAGUGCUCAUGGGGGAGGAUAAGUUUAGAGCUAUCCAGCAUUUGGAAAAAACCCACUCAGAUCACUGCCCAAUUAAAUUGUGCUUUGAGAAAAUUGGUGGGGUUCAGCUCCCCAGGCCUUUCCGUUUCCAACCUAUGUGGCUUUCGCACCUAACUUUCCCGGAAGUUGUCCGAGAUGCCUGGACAAAUUCUGCCUCCCUUCAUCAAGCAGUGUCUAACUUCUCUUCCAAGGAAAUCAGCUGGAACAAAAGCCAAUUUGGCAACCUGUUUCAGAGAAAAAACAGAAUUCUGGCCAGACUUAAAGGAAUUCAAAAUUGCUUGUCUCUAAGACUUAACUCGUUCUUAAUUGAAUUAGAAGGUAAGCUUAGAUUGGAAUACGCGGAAGUGGCAAAACUCGAAGAGGAGUUCUGGGCUAUGAAAGUUCGUAUUCUUUGGCUGGUUGAGGGAGAUAGAAAUACCUUCUUUUACCACACCUCAACUCUUGUGCACUGCAAGCGGAACCGUAUCUUAUGUAUGAAGGAUAGAAUGGGUAAUUGGCUAAAUGGGGAAAGGGAGAUUGCAGGUUUUAUCAGACAGGGUUUCUUGGACCUCUUCACCUCAGGCCACACCAGUGCUCCCUUGGCUGCCUGGGACCCCCCUGCUUGGAACAACCAUCUCAAUGAUGAAGCCUUAGGUAUCUUAGAAUCCCCGGUCACAAACAAAGAGAUAUCCGAGGGUCUUUGGGCUCUCAAACCCUUUAAAGCCCCUGGCCCAGACGGUCUUCAUGCAGGUUUCUUUCACCAUUUUUGUCUGGUUGUGGUGAAUCUGAGGAAGGAGGUUAAAAACAUUUUUAAUUCAGGGGUAGUUCCAGAUUAUCUGUAUUAG